This is a messenger RNA of Alexandromys fortis (reed vole), 882 nucleotides long. RefSeq names its product transmembrane epididymal protein 1A-like. Bases 1 to 882 code for a protein of 293 amino acids. The record is from RefSeq and is a predicted model, not a curated record. NCBI's taxonomy places the organism in Eukaryota, Metazoa, Chordata, Mammalia, Rodentia, Cricetidae. The transcript has a single exon.
AUGGGAACCCUUGAGGGCCACCUGCUGCCAGGAAUAGGCUUUCUUAUCUACUCGGUCUACUACUCGGUGCUAAUAUCCUUGGCCCUGCUACGGGGAGAGAAGGCCCUCCAGCACCCGCUGCUCCCGAGGAAGCUGCGGGGACACAGGCUGUUUCAGCAGGUAUCGUAUGAAGCCGUGACGAAGGUGGUUGUCCCCACCUUGGGCAUUCUUGGUGAAUACUUCUACCCCCUUGGGGUCAAUCGCCUGCAGAUGAUAGAUUGGACGGACCCCCGGCGGCCAUUUAUUUUCAAGGACAACUGGCAGCAUGUAACCAUGUUUGGGUUCUUUAUUCUCAGUGGCGUAGCAGACAUGGUGAGCCAGUCACACCUCCCCCGUUGGGGUGUGAAGCUGGAACGCGCGGCCGAAGCGCUGGCCUUCUAUGUGCUGGUAUUGCUGAUGGCAACCCACAUCGAGAACAAAAACUCCUUGGAGAUCCGAGUGCAUCUUCUGUUAAUGCUACCCUCCUUCUUGCUUGCUGUGGUGCUCACUGUGGAGGUAUGGAUCCCCAACAAUCCCUCGAUCUGGCUCCUCAAGAGUUGGCUGGGGAUGGUGUUAAGCAACUGGAUGAUGCAGCUUUGUGAGAUGUACGUACCUCCCACUGGACAGCCCUGGCGGGCAGACAACCCUACAGACCUUGCCUUCCUAACCAUCUUCUUCUGCUGGCAUCUGGCCUUGGCGGCUGGCAUGGUGAUCGCCAUCUAUGGCCUCUGCAGUCUCUGGCACUGCUACUAUUCUUCCUGGACAAAGACUCCUGGUGCUAAGUACCAGCGGUGCCCUAUGGCAUCCAGCGAAGAACUAGAAAAGCUCAAGGCAGAGGCCCUGGCACAGGAUGGAGGUGUGUAG